UAUGGUUUCUUUAUAUUUUAUUCGCUGUCCUCUCUGACCUACAGCUCCCUCUGUCUGCCGGAGGACAUCGCUGCACGAGGUCUGGAAUCCAUCCCCAACUUCUACUACAGAGACGACGGGCUCAAACUGUGGGAUAUGAUCCACAGGAAUCCCUGAAUCUUUCAAGACUUUGGCGGAACUCGUCAAAUUUCUCACCAUGGUGAUCUUUACAGGCUCCAUCCAGCACUCUGCUGUCAACAGUGGACAGUUCGACUAUGGCUUUUGGCCGCUCAACAGCCCAAUCUCCCUGCAACUGCCUCCUCCCACCACUAAGGGGCAGCGUUCUGAGAGCACCAUGCUGCACACCUUGGCAGAUGUCAAGACCACGGUGUAUGGCAUGGCCACUAUGUUUCUACUCAGCAAGCCGUCCAAUGACUUUAUCCCUCUUGGUGAAUACCCACAUGAGCACUUCAGUGAGGACGCCCCCUGCAGGCUGAUAAAGGGAUUCCAAGCAGAGCUGAAGGCCUUCAGUGAGUCUGUCAAGGCCAGGAACCCCGAUCUGAAGGUUCCCUACACAUACAUGGAUCCUAAGCUGGUGGAGAACAGUGUGUCCCUUUAGACAGCAGACAGGGGCCAUGGCCUCAUCCUGCAUAAAUAUACAUAAAUGUUGAUAUGUUUAUCCAAAUAACAUUUU
Molecule: messenger RNA, 673 nt
Organism: Osmerus eperlanus (European smelt)
Lineage: Eukaryota; Metazoa; Chordata; Actinopteri; Osmeriformes; Osmeridae
Product: polyunsaturated fatty acid lipoxygenase ALOX8-like
Exons: 4
Coding region: 197-598 (133 amino acids)
Biological process (GO): lipoxygenase pathway; hepoxilin biosynthetic process; arachidonate metabolic process
Molecular function (GO): oxidoreductase activity, acting on single donors with incorporation of molecular oxygen, incorporation of two atoms of oxygen; metal ion binding
Source: RefSeq, a predicted model, not a curated record